GGCCCCGGGCAGCGGCUGAGCAGGGGGCAGCCCCAGGCGUCCAGCUGCGGGCCAACGACCGACCGCGGCAAUUAAAAAAAACCCACUCACCCCCGAGCCGCGGGAGGCGGGCGGCGACGCCUGAAAUCUGAGCAGGAAAACGGGUCCCUUCUGUCGCGGGCUAAGGUUACAAAGGCGGGGGUGACUCCAGAGGAGCGGCAGCCGGGAGACGAGCUAUGAAGUCUUACACUCCAUUUUUCGUACUCCUGUGGAGUGCUAUUGGACUAGCAAAGGCUGCCAAAAUCAUUGUUGUGCCGCCAAUUAUGUUUGAAAGCCAUAUGUACAUUUUCAAGACCUUGGCCUCAGCCUUACAUGAGAGAGGCCACCAGACAGUGUUUCUCCUGUCCGAAGGCAGAGACAUCAUGCCAUCUAAGCAUUACAGACUCCAGCGCUAUCCAGGGAUCUUUAACAGCACCACCUCAGAUGCUUUCCUACAGUCCAAAAUGCGGAAUAUUUUCUCUGGGAAAUUUACGGUAAUGGAACUGUUCGACAUACUGCAUCACUACUCUAAGAACUGUGAGAUGAUGGUCGGCAACAGUGCUUUGAUACAGGGCCUGAAAAAAGAAAAAUUUGAUUUGCUGCUGGUGGACCCUAAUGAGAUGUGUGGAUUUGUUAUAGCCCAUCUUUUAGGGGUGAAGUAUGCAGUAUUCUCCACAGGUCUUUGGUAUCCUGCUGAAGUGGGGGCUCCCAUGCCAUUGUCUUAUGUUCCAGAGUUUAACUCACUUCUCACGGAUGAUAUGACCUUUCUGGACAGAAUGAAAAACACCGGCGUUUACCUCAUUUCCAGAAUAGGGAUCAGCUAUCUGGUUCUUCCAAAAUAUGAAAGAAUAAUGCAAAAGUACAACCUGCUUCCGGUGAGAUCCAUGUAUGAUUUGGUUCAGGAGACCAGCUUGUGGAUGUUGUGUACAGACAUGGCGCUGGAGUUCCCAAGACCCACUCUGCCUAAUGUUGUUUAUGUUGGAGGAAUCCUGACCAAGCCAGCCAGCCCACUACCAGAAGAUCUCCAAAGAUGGGUGAAUGAUGCUAAUGAACAUGGUUUUGUCUUGGUGUCUUUUGGAGCUGGUGUAAAGUAUUUAUCAGAAGAUAUCACCCAUAAACUGGCAGGAACCUUGUCAAGGUUGCCUCAAAAGGUGAUUUGGAGGUUUUCUGGACUCAAACCAAAGAAUCUCGGGAAUAACACAAAACUCAUAGAAUGGCUACCCCAGAAUGACCUGCUUGGACACUCAAAUAUUAAAGCCUUUCUUAGCCAUGGUGGCUUGAACAGCAUUUUUGAAACUAUGUACCAUGGAGUUCCUGUGGUGGGUAUUCCACUCUUUGGAGACCAUUAUGAUACAAUGAUCCGAGUCCAGGCAAAAGGCAUGGGGAUAUUGCUGGAAUGGAAGUCAAUGACCGAACAGGACUUGUAUGAAGCCUUGGUGAAAGUUAUUAAUGAUCCUAGCUACCGUGCACGUGCCCAGAAGUUAUCAGAAAUUCACAAGGAUCAGCCUAGUCACCCUGUCAAUCGAACUGUCUAUUGGAUUGAUUACAUUCUCCGUCAUAACGGAGCACACCACCUACGGGCCGCCGUCCAUCGCAUCUCUUUCUAUCAGUAUUUUUUGCUGGAUAUCGUCUUUGCGCUGGCACUGGGUGCUGCCUUACUUUACUUCGUUUUGACAAGGAUGGUCAAAUUCACCUACAAACAGAGCACACGUCUCUGGUCUAGAAAUGAGUAUAGCACUAUUAAUGGACAUUACCACAAUGGAAUCCCCAAUGGCAAGUAUAAAAGAAAUGGCCACAUUAAACAUGAGAAGAAGGUGAAAUGAGCCAACCCACCAGCAUUAUCUCAAGGAAUCAGUUCAGUAGUUGAAUUUUUAUCACUGUAACUUAGUCUAACAGCUACUUAAAGAAAAACCUCAGUAAACAAUUCUAACACUCCCCUAUGUAACCUUACAGGAUGAAAUUCUACAGAACUAAGAUGUCUUAAAAAAAAGCACAAACCUAAAAUGCAAAAAUGUAUUUUAUUCUUAAUACUGAUGCAGAGAGGUGUAUUUUGGCAACGAAAUUUUUAGCAGCCUUAAUUCUUUGAAUCAAUUGAAUGACCCUAAGAGUUCUUAGUUUUAAAACCAGAAUGUGUAUGACCCAGGUAAGAAAUUUUUUGCCCUCAAAAAAGUUUUUUUUUAGUUUA
Messenger RNA from Trichosurus vulpecula (common brushtail), 2203 nucleotides. RefSeq names its product UDP glycosyltransferase 8 (gene UGT8). The coding region runs from base 216 to 1841 and encodes 541 amino acids. Gene Ontology annotation, molecular function: UDP-glycosyltransferase activity. Lineage: Eukaryota; Metazoa; Chordata; Mammalia; Diprotodontia; Phalangeridae. The record is from RefSeq and is a predicted model, not a curated record. The transcript is spliced from 6 exons.